CCAAGCACACACUUCACAGGAACGUGUACAAGUGUUGAUGGUACAUGUAAAGCAGCUUUCCGAGCCCACAAAGAUAAAAGCACUCGACUUUGGACUGCGCAAAAUGAGACAAAAUCAACAAGACGAGAACACCGUGCUUGAAAAGCUCAACCAGUUGAACCCUCUUGUGGCCAAGAGGUUUCAGUCGAAAUCGACAGCAGUAUCAAAAUUUAUCCUACGUCUUGCUGAUGUCACAUCUGUCUCGUGGGGGAUGAAAAAAGAUCAGCACAACCUCUUACAGACAUAUGAUCUCCCUCUGGCUGUACUUCGGGACUGGUCCCUUGCUCGAAAGCUUCAUUCUGGCCCACAGGAUCCCGAUUCGACCAGUUUUAUCGCAGUCAGCUACUGCUGGCGUGAUGGCUCCUGGCCACCCAUUAACUCGUUAACAGAUACAGGUAGCCCAUUGACCCUGGAGAUGUGGAGGGCGAUCUCGGAACUCCGCAGUUCAGACGACGAGGGUAUAUGGCUGGACCAAUUGUGUGUCAACCAGAAAGAUGAACGCGAAAAGCAGGACGCCAUCAUUGCCAUGGAUAUCCUCUAUCAGAGCGCCAGGAUUGUCGUCAUUGUUCUUGAAGAUAUCUCUCUUAGCAUUGCAGAUGUGGAACUUUGCCAAAAAUGUGCCAGUGGCUUUUCCCUGGACAAGGACAAGGACAACCAUUCGAUGACUAUGGCAGAUUAUUACAGGCUCAGGGAAAUCUUUCAAAGGAUCAUAAAGGCACGGCUUUUUUCGCGAGCAUGGUGUAUGCAGGAAUACCUGAAGUCUGAUGAUGCUUUUUUGCUAGUCAGGGUCACCGAGUCUCUACGUAUUGUAGCAAUACCAGGUUUGUUAUUUUUGGUCGCUCUUGGAAAACCCAUGUGUCAUUCUACGGAGCAUGUUGGGACUGGUGAUAGCAUUGAUGAUAGCAUCCAGAACACAACUACCGACGCAUGGCCACCAGCAUCUGACAUUAAAGCCCCUUCUUGGCCGACGCUCGGGACCAGCUAUCCUUUAAAUUAUUCGUACUUGCUUGCUUACUGGUUGGCCAUGAAUGCGAGCAUAGAGCCUGACAAGGUGGCAAUUGCUCUGAACCUCAGCGGACUUGAUCUAUCCUUGGACACGUCAGGUUUAUCUGCGGACGCUUGUUGCUAUGCAUAUUGCUUAGUGGCGCUCGCGGCAGGUGAUUGGAGUCCUUUGUGUAACAGAGGAGAGUUGUUGCUCACUCGAUUCAAUCUGCGUUCGCCUUUCGAUAGCGACACAGGAAGCUUACAGGCCGGUUGGCUGCGGCGACCAAAUUCUGCUAGUCGCCUCAGUCUCUCAGAGUUUUCUUUUCCAGCGGUCAGUGACAAGCACAAAAUACAGGUGUCCUUUGACAAACUUGAAUUGGAUAUGAGGAUGCUUGCUGGUCAAUGGACCGAGCAAAACCCGCAUCAGUAA
Molecule: messenger RNA, 1453 nt
Organism: Exophiala oligosperma
Lineage: Eukaryota; Fungi; Ascomycota; Eurotiomycetes; Chaetothyriales; Herpotrichiellaceae
Exons: 1
Coding region: 38-1453 (471 amino acids)
Source: RefSeq, a predicted model, not a curated record